AUCAAUCUCAAGCUCCCUCCCAUCGACAAUUCAGCCCCGAGCAACAACAAAUCCGCUCACGCUCAUUCCACCACUAUCAAUUGCAACCUCCCAGCGACCCCGCGUCUCCCGCAUCUAAUAAUGCAGUGGGGGCACAUGCAGCGUUCGCCCUCGUCAUAACAUGUCUCUCGGACUCCCCGUUCCCUCCCCGGGCGCCCUGCGAGCCCUCCGCCAGCUCGCCCUCGGAACAUCGUGUACCGUCGCCUUCACGACCGGGCUGCUGGCAGAGGACCGCAGGCGCCGAAUCCAUUCCGCGCGUGAGGUGCAGGAGAACGGCCGACGUAUCAAGUCGUCGAGAAGCUAUCACGGGGCGGCGGGUGCGGUUGCGGUUGCGAAUUUUGAGGACCAUGUUUUGAAUCCGCCGUUGUAUUCGGCGGGGGAUGGCGAGGUGGCGCCGAAGUCGAUUGCGAGCUGGGGGAAGGAUGCGUCGGUGAAAUCGAAGAGACUUGUCCGCCCGCAGUCACAGCGGGAGUUGAAGGAUGAUUUGGAGCCGGUGGUAGCGAAGGAGAAGCGGGAUGCUUCUCACGAUGCCGACUUGCGAGCGAGAACACAAAGCCAUGCUACUCCCAUUGCUAUUAGAAAGACUGGACAGCGUCAGAGUCGACAGACUGUGUUGGCUGCCAGUAUGAUGGAAACCCUUGAAGCCGACAAUUCAGCUGGUGGGAUUGAGUUGGCUGCGAACGCUUUCUUCGAGUCCUUUGAAAAUGGGCUGUACAUCGGCAAAGAACCAGGACGCCAUGAAUCCCAACUUUCGAAACGGCUGGUUACAGCGUGUGGACAACUCUUCGAUGCUUGCCAAAAACACAACUCAAUUGGGGUAUACGUUCCGGUCAUCCAGAAACUCCUUAGCCUGGGUCCAAUUGAAGAAGACCUCUUUUACGAACUUCACACCCCGGAGGUGAUAGCCCACCUAUUGGAAAUAAAAACACGCAAGGAAGGAGAGGAUCAAGGAUAUCUUGAGGCGUUGCACUCGGCAUCCUCCAUGUAUAUGACGGAGUUUUCUACAAAGCGACUCGAAAACGCCCAUCCUAAGAUGCGACAUCUCGGCGUGCUUCUCUGCGCCAAAGCCAUGAAGGAACAACUCUACGAACUAACCGAUUCCCUCUAUUGGCGAAUGUCUGCUAUUCCCAGCGACGAGGCCCCUUCCUGCGUCGACUACCUCAUCCUUGCCAACCACGGCAUGGGCCACCACAAAUCCGUGCUACACUACUUCCGACGCUUCUUCGUCCUCACCGAACCUUCGAAAUACGAACUUGACGAAGUUGUCGGGGCAGUUCUCGACUCGUGCCUUCGCAAAAACGCACUCGGCCAGGCUGAGGAUGUUGUCCGUACCGGUGCCGAAAUGGCUAGAUCUGGGGGGUUCAAGAUAAGAGCGGAGUGGCCUAUGAAGGUGCUGGGGCAGCAUUGGAGGAGUACGCGCGAUCUUGCGUGUACACGGGCGCUUUUUGGCAGGCUUGAGACACUGGUGGAUUGUAUUGAUCUACCGCAAGCGCUGUACAGUGCGAUUAUCCAGUUCUGCGUCGAGGACGGGAAGGAUGACCAGGCUAGCGCAUACCUCAAUCAACAUACGUCGGCGAAUAAUGGCGCGGCAAGCCUGAGGACCUGCGGCCAUCUGGCUCUGUCGAAGGCAAUGAAGGAGGAUUGGGAGGGUGUCGAAAGCAGUCUUAAAACCAUGAAACCUCUCUUGGUCGACCAUAAGACGAAAGAACAGCACGCACAAGUAUUCGCACCGAUAUUCAAGCUCUACACCAAAUCCCACAGCGUCGCCGAGUCAGAGCAGUUCGUCCGAAAGGUCAUGGAAGAGUAUGGACUCGUUCCAAACAUCUACGUAUCAAACAUCAUGGUCGGGAAAUACGCAGACGCAAACGAAAUCGACUCCAUCCCACACUGGCUUGAGACCAUGCGUGCCUUCGGCCUCAUCCCCGACGCCGUCUCUUUCAACGCCAUGCUCAGCAACUACCGCGACGAGUGGAACACCCCCUUCGUCGACCUCCUCCAUCUCUGCCACAAGAUGAAAGACACAGACGAGAAUCUCCUCGACCAAUGCACCGCGCGCAUCCUUCGCGAGGCCGCGAUACGAGAAACUAAAGGGGAUCGCUUCGCUUUCGUCCGCUUCUCGAGGCAGAUCGAUUACCUUCGUCAAGGCCAAGCCGACAGCGAUAGCGGGCUGGACUUCUACCCCUCUAUGCGCGAGGCUAUGGCUAAAGGAUCCCCCCGCAAAACACUGCGUAUUUACCACUCCGCCCUAAAGCGGGAGCACAUCCACAUCCCACCCUCCAUGUUCGCCCUCGCCAUACAAGCCGCUAUCGAGUCCCACCCCGCAGACAGCAGUAUCAGCUCCCUCCUCCCCCUCGUCAGCUCUGCCAGAGAGAGGGGCGUUGAUAUUAGUCUCGGCAUGGCGAGGCUGCUGAUGCAUCAGCUCGAGGACAGAAGUCUGGAUUACAUGGACCUGCACGCCGUGCUGAGGAAGAAUACCUUACUCUUCGCUGAUCACGGGCUCACCAUGCCCAUGGGCGUUGCUACGAAAGUCGCGAGCGUCUUCUCCCAGCGCGGCCUCAACCGUGACGCGUUGGCGCUGUGGGAGUACUACGCCGCGCGCAACGGGGUAUCGCGGGGCUUAGUGGAUUUGUCGAGCCUGACGGUUCUGAUGCGCGUGCACAUCGCGCUGGAGAAUGUGGAGGGUGUGCAGUGGGUUAUGGAUACGUUGGAGAGAAAUGAGAUUGUACCGAGCAGACGGUUUAUGCUUGUGAUUAAGUUGGGGAUUGCGAAUCUGAGGAAGCAGCAGAUGAGGCGGUGCGGGGAUGGGGUGCCGAAUGCGUUGGGGGAGAUGCUGGAGGAGGCGCUGGGGGUGGUUAGGUUGAGGAGGGAGAGGCAUGGGGUGGAGAGUAGGAGGGUGGGGGGGAGGUUGUUGGAUAUUAUGAGUGCGGCGGUUGUUGAGUCGAGGCGUGGUGGUGCGGGUGAGGGAGAGGAACUGGGUGCUGCGAGGCAGCAUGUUUCUGCUGGUGUGAAUUCCACCGCUGAGCAGCAGAGAGAGACUGCUGGGCAGCUUCACGAGGAGGAGUCACGUGCCUCGCGGGGUUCACCGCCACCACCUGCGAUGUGGACGGCUGUUUCAGUUACGCCGCUUGAUCGCGGGGUUGGCUCCUCGGGACAGAAGAGGCAUGAGACCCCGGUGAUGCCUCUGGUUGAGAAUCAGGUGUCCCCCAAGCCAACGUACGAGUAUAUAGAGGCAGAACCGAGGCACCACGCGAGACAGGAUGCGGUGAGGAGAGUUACUUCUGGGGGAGGGGUGUUGGCAAGGAAGGUGGUGUCGGGGUGGUUGUAGAUCGUUUGUGGUGGG
This is a messenger RNA of Pseudogymnoascus verrucosus, 3379 nucleotides long. RefSeq lists its product as uncharacterized. Gene Ontology annotation, molecular function: protein binding. The record is from RefSeq and is a predicted model, not a curated record. Lineage: Eukaryota; Fungi; Ascomycota; Leotiomycetes; Thelebolales; Thelebolaceae. Bases 161 to 3364 code for a protein of 1067 amino acids. The transcript has a single exon.